UCGGCUGGUCGCGGGGCCGGGCUGCGGGCUCUGUUUUCGGGCUGGGUGACACCGCUGGCCCGCUGCCUUACAUGGGCAAACCUUACAUGGGCAAACCUCUGAACUCGCUGCACACACGGCUGGAAUUUCACGCACUGACGUCACGCCGCACGCUCUCUCCCCAGUCCCACUAUUUUUUGGACCAAGAAAGUUUUUCACACUAAUUUGGUGGGAUUUUGCAAGCGUCUGAUUGAUUCUUAGAAAGCGAGAUUUCAAGACGUCAAUUUAGCAUUCAACUUGGACCUCUUAUACUCCACAGAAAAAAGGAGCCUGAGUUGACGACCCUCAUUGCUCUGUGCACAAGUUAAGAACCAUGUGGAACCAGGGAGACCAGCCAGCCCAAGUUUCUGCCAGGAUGGAGACCACGCCCCCUAUCGGCAGUGCCAGUAUCUCCGUUUCCCAACAGCAGUCACCUAAGAAGUUUGCCCCUGUGGUCGCCCCAAAACCCAAGUUUAACCCCUACAAACCGCCAGCAGAAGACUACCCGCCCCCACCACCACCUCCGGAAGAGCUAACCACUCUGCCAACAUCGGGCACCUUCCCUCCUCCCCCGACCAACUCCUACGACCCCUACCAGAUGAGGACUCCAGAGAAGACGCUGGAGGAGAGGCGCUCCAGUCUUGACGCUGAGAUUGACUCUCUUACCAGUAUCCUGGCUGACCUGGAGAGCAGCUCGCCCUACAAGCCCCGCCCCGCACAGAACUCUGGUACGUCAGCCACCUCCUCUCCAAAUGCCCCUGUGACCGGCUACAAACGAAUGGUGAUCCCCACUCAGCCUCCUCUCACCGCCACCAAGAAGUCCACCCCCAAACCCCAGUCCCCCGCUGCAGUCCAGUCCACUCCCCCCUCCUCUGCCCCGUCAACCAAACCAGUGUCCCAGCAGCACCCUGCCCCUCAGCCUGUGCCCGCCUCCUACGCCACUGCAUCCACCCCGAGCCAGCCCACUUUUAAUGUGCAGGUGAGGUCUGCCCAGCCAGGACCCCAGCAGCACCCCUCCCCGGCAGGACAGGGGUACAAUCAGCACCCUAUCCGCAGCCCAGCUCAGGUCCAGUACAUGCCCGCCCAGCCCAAGGGUCCCGACUUCGCCUACGGACCCCCACAGCCGGGCUUCUCUCCCAUGAGCCAUGGAGGGUAUCCCGAGCAGCAGCCCCGGAGACCAGAGCCUGCCCCAAACCAAGGGUACCAGCAAGGAGCACCCAAGAAGACCUAUAUCACAGACGUCCCACCCAGUCUGGCACCCUACGCCCCUGGACCAGCUGUGCCACCAAAGGGCAACACUCCUGUGGCCCACCCUGAAGAUGAGCUUGAACGCCUCACCAAGAAGAUGCUGUAUGACAUGGACCACCCUCCGUCUGAAGAGUACUUUGGGCGCUGUGCCAGCUGUGGGGAGAACGUGGUGGGCGAGGGCACCGGCUGCACGGCCAUGGACCAGGUCUUCCACGUGGACUGCUUCGUGUGUAUGACCUGCAGCAGCAAACUGCGUGGAAAGCCCUUCUACGCCGUGGACAAGAAGGCCUACUGCGAGCCCUGCUAUGUGAACACCCUGGAGACGUGUAACAGUUGCAGUAAGCCCAUCAUGGAGCGGAUCCUCAGGGCCACGGGGAAGGCCUACCACCCACACUGCUUCACCUGUGUGGUGUGUCACCGCAGCCUGGACGGAGUGCCCUUCACUGUGGACGCCUCCAACCACAUCCACUGCAUCCAGGACUUCCACAAGAAAUUUGCCCCCCGUUGCUGCGUGUGCCAUGAGCCCAUCAUGCCUGCUCCCGGGCAGGAAGAGACGGUGCGCAUCGUGGCUCUGGACAGGGACUUCCAUGUGCAGUGCUACCGCUGUGAGGACUGUGGCUCCCUGCUAUCUGAAGGAGAGAACCAGGGCUGCUACCCUCUGGACGGACAUGUGCUCUGCAAGAACUGUAACAGCGGCCGCAUCCAAGCUCUGACCGCCAAGGCCACCACCGACCUGUGAACCCCUUGUACCCUCUGACCCCCGAGCAGCAUCCAGACCUGCCCUCCAGAGUACACAUCUUAUUAUGCUUCAAUCCAUCGUAGUAUUUAUGCUGCUUGUGGCCAGUCUAAUGCAUUGAAUUCACACUUUCACCUACACAUUCCUCAAAUACCACACUUUUUAAAGGUACACUGCGUAAUAUUUCUAAAGAAUGGUCUGCUACCUGUUUUUUUUCUAUUGGUUGAAAUGUUAUUGCCUUGUCUAGAUGUUCCACAGUAUAGAUUAAACCUACUGUAAUUUCCGGACUAUAAGCCACUACUUUUUUCUCACUCUUUCAACCCUGCGGUGAAUAAAACGACACGGCUACAACUAUCCCCACCCCCGAGAGACUCUGAAAUCUGCUGAAAUCCUCCAAGACACUGAUAUGAAACAGGUAGGACAGAGGCUCUUUCUGCAGGAGACAUGCACAAGAGAGCACGGGGAGAGACGGGGGUGAUGUGCCGAGGAAGAUUCUAGUUUGUGUUUUGAACAGUUAUUUUGCGCUUCAUACACACACCCUCCUCUUGAAAAAUACACAAAGAAAUGCAGAUGAUGCAGCUUUUAAGUUAACAGCAAUUGAUGUGGCUGUAGAAGAUGGAAACAGCUGCUGCACGUGAGCUCAGCAUCAGUGAGUCGGUGGUGAGACUUUGGCGACAGCGUAAUGAACUGACUCAAUACAAAAAGAGGCAAUGAAAGCAGACGGCCUGAACUUGAAAACUUUCUUGAAGCCGUGAACACCUGUGGCUUAUAUUCAGGUGCGGCCAACAUAUGUACAUUUUUUUUAAUUUUGUUCAAAUUAGUUGAUGCGUCUUAUAUUCAGAUGCACUCAAUAGUCUGGAAAUUACGGUAGGGAGACAAGAAGCUUACAUCACUCCGCUACAUUACAAUUCAGAUCUGUAGAGAAUAUUCAUUGAAGGAAUUGAGGUAUUUUUGAGCAAGCGCAACACUUGUAAUGAAUAAAUGCCAGAUGGAAAUGCUUAAAGUCAUAUGAUGGAACAUUCCAGGCAAGCAAUGACAUUUCAAGCAAUUGGUGGACCGUCCACUAGAAAAGUUGCAAAAUGCACCUUUAGAGAAACAAAUAAGACAAUAUACUUUUAACUUUAUAUUUAGAAUUUCAUAUCAUUUUCUACAAGCUGUGAGUAUUUCCGAGUAUGUUUUUUAGCACAUGUAGCAUCCAAUAAAUCUUAGCAGAGAUGGAAAUGUAGAAGACAGUCAGCACGUUUUUUAUAUCAGAUGAAACUGAAAAUGUAAGGCAUUUGCGGGUGUCAAGAUGCUUGCCUCAGAGUUGGAAGUUUAACUCUCAGCUCUGACAAUUUGCUGAAUGUCUCAUCCACUCUUUCCCCUGCUGUUACAUGCUGUUAGUGCCUUGUCUACAUGGAUUAACAGUCUCCUUCUUAAAAAAUAAAACUUCUUUUAUUUGGA
This is a messenger RNA of Boleophthalmus pectinirostris (great blue-spotted mudskipper), 3445 nucleotides long. It is a transcript of the gene lpp, whose product is annotated as LIM domain containing preferred translocation partner in lipoma. The record is from RefSeq and is a predicted model, not a curated record. The transcript has 13 exons. Gene Ontology annotation, biological process: cell-cell adhesion. Gene Ontology annotation, cellular component: focal adhesion; stress fiber. NCBI's taxonomy places the organism in Eukaryota, Metazoa, Chordata, Actinopteri, Gobiiformes, Gobiidae. Bases 353 to 2005 code for a protein of 550 amino acids.